Mizuhopecten yessoensis (Yesso scallop) is the source of this 1920-nucleotide messenger RNA. RefSeq names its product ubiquinone biosynthesis O-methyltransferase, mitochondrial-like. The record is from RefSeq and is a predicted model, not a curated record. The coding region runs from base 37 to 1074 and encodes 345 amino acids. Gene Ontology annotation, biological process: ubiquinone biosynthetic process. Lineage: Eukaryota; Metazoa; Mollusca; Bivalvia; Pectinida; Pectinidae. Gene Ontology annotation, molecular function: 2-methoxy-6-polyprenyl-1,4-benzoquinol methyltransferase activity. The transcript has 5 exons.
CAGAAAAAUGUCGUCUGCACACAUCCGGUAACAAAUAUGGCGAACAGUGUGAGAAGUUUUCAGAUUUGUAGAGGUUGCUGUUCAAUUUUUCGUAAACGGCUGGUAUUCAAUUCGUGUCAGCAUUAUGUUACAGUACCAAACAGGGUACCCUUUAUUUCACAAGCACCCAAAGUAUCUGCCACAAAUGUAAGAUGUUGUCACAAUGGGGGUGUCAAGCAAAAACCUUGGAGACCUGUUGCUCAAACCACUAUUGAUGAAGAGGAGAUGGAGAAAUUCCAGAUGCUCUCCAGCCUCUGGUGGAAUGAGUUGGGUGAAUUUCAGGCUCUACAUACAAUGAACGAGUUGCGGGUGCCUAUGAUCAGAGACGCCCUCGCAGAAGAAACAUUUACAUCCACAGCAUUACCGCUGGAGGGCAUGCAGAUACUUGAUGCUGGAUGUGGUGGGGGCCUGCUGACAGAGCCACUGGCCAGACUUGGUGCUCAAGUGAUAGGAGUGGACAUGGUGAAAGACAAUAUCAAGACAGCCCAGGCACACCUGGUGGAUGAUCCAGCCAUCAGGGGGCGUGUCAAGUACAUACAGGCCACGGUGGAGGAUCUUGUCGGGUCAGAGGAGGCUAAGUUUGAUGCUGUUGUAGCUUCAGAAGUUGUGGAGCAUGUUGGAGAUCUUCAAUCAUUUUUGUCUUCCUGUUGUUUACUUUUAAAGCCUGGUGGAUCUCUCUUUAUCACCACAAUCAACAAGACGCAGCUGUCACGAGGAUUGGCUGUGUAUGCCGCGGAGAAGCUCCUGCGUUUGGUGCCAGAGGGAACACAUGACUGGGAGAAGUUUGUACCCCCCGAUGAUCUACAAUACCUACUAGAAAAUAAUGGCUUGACCACACGGCUGAUCCACGGACUACUGUACAACCCUCUCACGUGUAGGUGGAGCUGGGUAAAGGACACUAGUAUGAACUAUGCGUUACAUGCUGUAAAGGGAGAUAACUCGCUCGAUGAUGCUGAUUUCAGCCAAACAGUCGAGAAGGAAAGUUUUGACGAGAACGAUUUACAGGAUGGAUCGAAAGAUGACACAAAGCUUUAAGUCAAGUAUUACUUAGUUUCAAGCUGACUUGAAUUCGGAUUGAACAAAAUUAUGUUUACAAAUAUUUAAAGGAGAAACUUCGAGCUAGAGACAUCUUGUAGUUGGUAGAUGUGGCUAUAAAUUAGUACCUCAGAAAGUAAUCAUUUAAUUAAGAUUUUUUCUGAAUGUGUUGGAUAGGUACAAAUUUCAUUUGAACAGUUCAUAAUGAUAAUUUCUUUAUUAUAAAUGAUGUUUACUUUUAAUACUUUGAAGUAUCAUCCGAAAGCUUUCGGAGGAAGUGAUAUAAAAGUUUAUCCCUAUUUCACUGACUACUCUCAUUGCCUUAAAAAUCACCUUCAUUUCAACGGGUUGAAUACCAUUUCCUCAGUGAGAAUGAUUUGGAUUAAAAUCUAUUUAACUUUUUAAAGAAGCUUUUGGCAUGGACAAGUGAAUGAAAAAAUAAUUCUUCAAUGUUAAAGAGCACUACAAGUUUGAAUAUGAUAGUGAAAAAAGCACCAGUUGUAAAAAUGUUGUACAUGUAUAAUGGCCGUGCUUUGAACUGUCGAUUGCCUUAGAUUUCAUACCUAGCAGUUAGGAAAUCUGUGUUGUAAAUACUGUCAGCUUUUAUGGACAUAAUAUACUCCUUGGCUGAUUGUAAACACCUGCAUGCUCACAAUCAGCUACCAUCUUAGCUAGCCGUUUGGCUGUUUUACCCGGUCUCAACUGAAAUUGAUUCUGAAGUACGGUAAAUGUCAACAAAGAACUGACCUGUGUUUGAUUUUACUCCUUGUUUCUCUUUUCUUAUGCAUAUCUAUUUGUAGGAUAUAAUUAAAAUCAAUAAAUUUUAUUGUAAAACCUAUUGUAAAA